Messenger RNA from Cuculus canorus (common cuckoo), 7113 nucleotides. It is a transcript of the gene TMED8, whose product is annotated as transmembrane p24 trafficking protein family member 8. Lineage: Eukaryota; Metazoa; Chordata; Aves; Cuculiformes; Cuculidae. The record is from RefSeq and is a predicted model, not a curated record. The transcript has 6 exons. Bases 88 to 1020 code for a protein of 310 amino acids.
UGAGGGACGAGCGCUGCGACACCGCCUCUCCCUCUCGCCCGGCGCUCCCCGUUCUCUGUCGCGUCGCUGCUUGGCCCGGCCUUGCCCAUGUCGGCCGCGCUGGCAGCCGGCGGCGUCUCCCGUUUCGAGCCCCCGGCCGCCGGGGGGGCCUCAGAAAAUGAAGACUCGGUCCAGAAGACGAAGCCUGCAGAUCAGCAGAUUGAUUCUUUGGAGUCCAGUACUUUGCAGAGUGGGUCACAGAUCGGGUCCCUCAUGAGUGCGGGCGCAACAGAGGAUUCGAAGGAAAAAGCUGGCGCUUUGGAGGACCAGGGAAUAGCUGAACUAGAAAAGAAGCUGCCUGACCAAAUCCAGUCCCUCAGAGGGGAAGCUGUUCGGAUACCAAACUACCAUUUACCUCAAGGAGCAGGGGAUAUAGUCAUGAUUCAGUCAGAUCACACUGGUGCUGUGGAUAUCCUUUCUGCUGAGCUGGAGACUGCAGACCUCCUUGGGGAGCAGAGGAAAGCUCAGCCUCCCCCUCUGGCUCCCCCUACCAUGUGGACCACUGAGAAGACAAAGGAAUUCAAAGCCAAGAUGGGAAAGGAGAAGAAUGGUCGGAUGGUGGUAAAGCGAGGCGAAGUGGUGACUGUCCGCGUGCCAACCCAUCCUGAUGGGAAAUGCAUUUGCUGGGAGUUUGCUACAGAUGACUACGACAUUGGGUUUGGAGUCUAUUUUGACUGGACCACUGUUACUAGCACUGCCAUUACUGUUCAGGUCAGUGAAUCCAGUGAUGAGGAGGAUGAAGAGGAAGAGGAGGAAAUUGAAGGACUCAGCCCUGUUGGUGACGUGGAAAGGGGCACCAAAAGCUAUUUGCGGAACCGCUAUGGAGAGAUCAUGCCUGUAUAUCGGAGGAACAGUCAUCGGGAGGUGCAGGCGGGCAGCCACGAGUACCCAGGCGAGGGCAUCUACCUGUUGAAAUUUGAUAACUCGUACUCUCUCCUCCGCAAUAAGACUCUGUUCUUCCACAUCUAUUACACUAGCUGAAGACAUGGGAACGGGCAGGGAUGGCAGGCAGGUAAUGGUGAGUGUAGCAGGCUGCUACACAGCCCUGGUAGCGCCUGAUGAGCACUGGUGUGUGACAGAACCAAGGCACAAUUCUGCUGGCUCCUCUUCAGAUGCUAAUUGAUUUCUCCCCACACCCUCCUUCCUUGCUGUCCCAGUGGAGAAAGGUAGCUGUGUUGUCGACAGGCAGCUACUCUUGCUGUAACAAUUUGGGAGAUCUCCUUUGUGCAGACAUCGAGCUGGGCCUUUGUGUCACAGCUGGUCAGUGCCCAGAAGCCAGGUUCAAGUGGCCAUGGUUUUGAUCUGUUGCACUGGAAAUGAAGUGCAAAUAUUCUUGAUCUGUUACUAUUUUGUGUGUAACUUUUCUGACUCUCCUGCUGCAUCUGCAUUGCCAGAGGGCAGCUGUCAGCUGCAAUGAGCCAAAAGCACAGCUGGCCUGUCACCCAACGACUGAUAAUGCCAUCGCCUACCACCACAGCAUGUCACCAGCAGCCAGCGCUUCCUUCAUUCAUGUGGGUGAGGGUGCUGCUGGCCAGCACACGGUGGGCGGGCUGAAACAGCAGCCACUGUGUUUGAACAGGAGGUGAGGGGAAGGCGCACACCUAGAAGCCCAUAAGUCCUGUUUUCCUGCAGAUUGGAUGUUAUACCUCUUGAUUGUAGGGAUAUGUAGAUGAUUAUACUUUGGUCAACAAAAGUUUUUUUCUGUCAUCCAGAUGUGAAGCAGAAGAAAUUGUUUACUGCUGUGCUGAGUAAAUACAAAAAGGUUGGAGAACAACCAAUAAAUAUACAGGAAAUGUUUCUUAGUAGCAGCAUGUUUGUUCACUGGUGUUGCUGCCAGCUGGAUAAUACCAUAUGUAGCAAGGAAAAGGCUCCCCAGAGAAGUGUAGCUUGUCAGCUGCUAUUGCUGUUGCAAAUGUAUUGUUAGAAUUCUGCUCAGAAACCCCAGAGGUGUGAGAUUUAACCAGUCCUUUCUGUGAACCACAAUCAGCAAGGCCAUUGGUAAUCCUGACCACAUGGUGAAGGGUGGAAUUGUGUGGCAUGUUUUGUAGGCUAGCAAUGGCGUUAGGGAUCACCUUCUGCUUUGAGCAGUACUGGCAGUUGUUGUACUGGCAGAAUUGAACAAGGAUUAAGUUAAUCCUUCAGAGAUGAAUUUUAACUCAUGUUUAUCUGUAACUGUUGUUUAUUUUAAUACUUUUAACUUGAAAUAAUUCUCUUUUCUAAGAAUACUGCUGUAUUUACAUUUUGAUACCUCUUUGCAGAGACAUAACAUGGCUGUUUGCAUGGUGAUUCUAGUAGAGUUCUGAGUUUUAUUUUUAAAUCCUCCAGGUAAAACACCUCUACUUGGUCUGUUCCCUCUAUUGAGAGGGAAGGAUGGACAAAAUGAUUUUGGGGAAAUUAAAGCCAAAAAUUUCACUCUCAUGGGAGUGCUGCAUAUUUCCUAUUAAGGCUGUAUCGUAAUACUGUGCAAUUUGCUCCACAUUCAAGCUGCUCUUUUAACUAUCUCUGUUUACUUACUCACUGCCCCAGAGCACUUAGUAGGUCAAAAGGCUAAGAGAGAGCAGUCAGUCUAUAGCAGAGCAGCCCAGGCUGGGAGCAGGAGCAGUGGAAAUGCAAAGAACAUUGGUUGGAGCACAGUGCCUUUCUGAGUGAGCAGACAGGGAGCUGAGUUGGUCAGGAUAAGGAGCAGAGUUGUUGCUGCCUUGGGCUCUGGGAUGGGGAGAAAACAGUCACUUCUCUCAAAAGAGAGAGAGAGAGCACAUCCACUUGGAUAGGGUGGGGGUGGGAAAUGCACAGCUGCCUUAUGCAAGCAGGGGCAAUGACAGGACAACCUUGCAGGGAGACAGAACAGUAGGGCUUGGUAUCUGUCAGAGUAAGGAGCUCCUUCAUGUUGUUGCUUGGGAAGGACUAUUCCUCCUUUUAGCUUCUCUUGGGGGAGAUGGAGGACCAUCCUGUGGCUGUUGUACAGCACUUGAAUGAGGCUUGAGCAACUUGGAUAAGGUGCUCUCUUUUUUUGGGUUUUUUUUUUCAUCCUUUGUCUAUCAAAUUAAAUUCCCAGACACUAAGCAGGAGAAGAUAGAAAAGGUCCUUCAGUCUGACUACAAUGUCAGUACUGCCCCACUCAGUGGCUGCCUUUAUUCCUUUGCUGUGAGAUCCCUAGAACCACACAUGUUCUUGCCGGUUAAUGUAUCAUGUGCUGUCUGGCACCCACUCCAUUUUCUACUUAGGAUUCAUUUAUGACUAAGGGAACUCUGAUCUGUACAUCCAUUAGAUAUUCCAGAAUUACUGAUCCUCAGUUGUGCGCCUUGCUGCAGGCUAGUAGGUUACCUCCAGUAAGAAACUGUUCCCCUUACAGUGUGGCCUCCCUGUUGGCUAAUCUGCAGGUACAUCGCCUCCUGCUUGUCUGUUACUCAUAUCAAGGUUCAAAAUACAUUUUGUCAUUUUUUAAGAAGUUAAGACCUUCCUCACAACCAGUUUUGGUCACUCACUGACACAUGAAUAGUUUGUGCCAGUUUUCAAGCCAUUAAUUAGUAGUUCUAGUUAAAAUAAGUUGCACAGUAGGUGAUUAUCCUGUUGCUCACUUGUAGCUUUCCAAAAUGGGGAACGACCUCAGGCUCAGGUCACUCAUCUGGAACUGUGCCUGUCCCCCAGUCUCAUUGACUUUAACCCAAGAGCAACAUCACAAUCAGCUUGUGCCUAUCCUGCAAAUGCGGUGCGCCCAUAGACAGGCCUGCUGCAGUGGAAAUGAAAGCAUUCAGUGUGUGUUAUUUCACUUUUAAGUUUCCUAAAAGUAUCUGGUAUCUCUUAUGAACACAAAAUAGUUCUAGGAAAUAUUCUGUGCCUCUGCUGGAAACAGAAGCUUCACUGUUGUCCUCUUUUUGUUUAUUUCUUUUAAUUUCCACAUUACAUGAGUAUGUUUCUCAGGUAUUCAGAGAGCAUUCAUUAUCCAAGUGACGACUCCUUUUUGGAAGGAUAUAUAGUCUUUAUUCAUUUUCUGAUAAAUCCAAUGGCUUGGCUGUGGCUGGUGAUUAACAGCGGUCAUUCACAUUCCAAAGAAGUUCAAAGAAGUAUUCUUAUUUCUCAUGUGUAUUUCUUAUUUCUCACGGGUCCAGAGGAGGGCUACAAAGAUGAUUGGAGGGCUGUCCCUACGAGGACAGGCUGAGAGAGUUGGGCUUGUUCAGCCUGGAGAAGAGAAAGCUCAGAGGAGAUCUUAUAGCGACCUUCCAGUACCUGAAAGAGGCCUACAUUUUUUUAAACCUAUUUCAGAUAGGUUUCUUCUUCCUGUACAUUGUCUUGAAAUUCCAAAAGCUAAAUCAAGGAAGAAGCCUUAUUUGCAUUUUAGGCUUGCUUUUGUGAAAGCUUAAAAUUGUGUUCCAUUUUAUUUGAAUAUAAUUUCAAUCUAGAAAUAAGAUGUAUAUGUUCAGUCAGAGAUGUGACAGUUCUGUAGUGCAGGACUUGUGUAAAAAUUAGCUUGUAUAAUUGUUUAUUUAUAACAAUGGUAACAAUUUGUUGGGCAAUUUUUUAUGUCAAAGAAGGUUAUAAGCUCUCUGUUUCCUGUUUUGUAGGAGCAGGACUUUAAAAUGUAUGUGCUUUAUCAAGGACAGAGGAUUAAAAUUGCUUAAAUCGGGAACCACUUGUACUUAUUUAACUUAUUCACAAACUAUUAGGAGGCCUGUGAUAUGGAUUCUUGUGAAGGGUUAUUGAUGUCAGACAUAGACUAGUUGCAAAUUCAUGCAUGGGACCCGUUUAAUACUUAUGUAGGUAAUUAUCAGUAAUGAGCUAUUUACAUGAACAAAUAAUAUGAAAAUGCGUAGGGGAAAGAGCUUAGUUGUCUGAUUUCGGGUGUGAAGAAGAGGGUCGAGUUACUAUGCAACAGAGUGAAAUACAGCCACAUGCCUUUCGUUAUGGCUCUACCCUCUGUGCUAGUCUCCUUGUAACUGUGCUGUGUACAUGUAACCUUCAUCUGUGGCCUGCAGCAAGUCAGGUAUUGUGGUGCUGGACCUGGUGAGGUGAGUUAGAGGUGUGAACCUUGUCACAUGUCUAGUUGCUGGAAGACCUACUCAUUCCUGUGGGGCAUUAGGGUCAAGAAGGAAUCCCUAAAGGAGUUCACUUUUACCCGACUGCUUAUACCCUUUGUUCUUGUCUUACUACUCCUACAAAAGCCACUCCACUGAGUAUUUAUCACAAGGUGCCUUAGGAACAAAGAGCAUGCCUGAAAUAAGAGCCAUAGAUGUCAUUAAUCCAAAGGAUUUCUUCUUGUUUCUCUGCCUAUUUGAGUGGAGGGGAGGCUCUUCCUAAGGUCAGGCAAGGAGAGCCCCUACAGGAUGUUCCUGCAGACUAAGCUGUUCAUUAGACUGCCUUGUUGCCAUCAGAAGAGUAGUAGAAUGGUGUUUUGAGUUUCCUGGCACCAUAAUGUCUUUGUCUUUUAAAAUCAUAUGCUGCUGUCAGAUACUGAUGAACACCAGAGGACUACUCCUUUUGAUAUGCUGAUGCUAAACCUGAGGACCAUAGGAACAAUAAAUAGACAUAGAUGAGUAAUCCUUGUGGCCAUUCAUCAUUUUCUCUAAAAAGUGUCUGAAUCUGGCAUUAAGUAGUGUGUGUGUAUGUGUAUUGAGGCUGGCUAAGAGACCAAAGCAACAAAGUUGGUUGUUUAUUUAACCUACAAGCGUGAAAGAAAAUAUUGGUUCUGACAAUGUAGAUGUAGCAGAACAUAUCAAUUGGUAGAAUGAAAAUCUGGGAACUGAUUAUCAUAAAUACAUUGGCUAAUUUGACUGUGAAAGAAGCCAGGGGUUUAGCAGGAGUCAAAAGCACUACAUCAUUUAUCUGCUUAAAUUGAUUCGCAGUAAAUGCCAACUAAAUAAACUUUUAGAAGGUACAUAAAACUGUCGGGUUUAAAUACAUCUUGCUAGGAGGAGAGUUUUCUGUGGGGUUAUUCCAUGUUUGCCUCCAAAGAAUCUCUAGCAACUUAUUCUGAAACAGGGGUGCUGUUGCAACUGAAGACACAGCAUAAGGUUGGGUGGAUGGUGGGUCUGACUCCCCUUGGCUUUCCUGUGUUCCAUUCUGGAUUUUACGUGUUGCUUUCUCGGAAGUUUCAUCGAAAGUGCCGCGGAUAGCCGGACCUCUCUUCCCGGUCUUUGUUCUCCGUCGCCUCCCGGGUUCUUGCCGACGACCCGGCCUCCGUUUGGGUAGUGCUCUAACUCCGAGCUCCUCCUUGGAGUGCCCUAACUUUCCCAGCUGCUCUCUCUUGGAGCGCUCUCUCUUACUCCGAGCUCCUCCUUCAAGUGGUUUCCCUCUGAGUGGUGUUCUAAUUGCUGUGCCGCCAGGCUUUAUACACCCUUAUCACCUCAUUAGCAGCUACUCGGCUUGCCCCAAUUAUAUCUUAUUUAGCCUACAAUUGCCCUUUCUUUGUUUUCACUUACCUAGCCUACAAGACAGGGAGAAUUUUGUGAUCCAUCAGUGAGGAUUAUCUGGUUUAAGCCCUUCUGGAGUGGUGAAUCAAGUCUCUUGGGGGAGAAGCUGGAUGCCAACCAUUAAGCUUGGAGCUAAGGAGGCUUUGCCAAGUAGUGAGCUUGAAGUUUAGGAGAUGUUUGGAAAUUACAAAUAACUGGAGAUGGUCUCCCUGUGACCUUCAGGAUGCCCUGGUGACUACCUGUUCCCCACAGAGGCAAGCAGUCUGCUGUCAACUCGCUGCUCCAAGCUGCUAGUGUCAUCUUUGAAUUGGGAGCAUCUUGUAGCUGGUCAUACCUUUUUCAGACCUACAUUCUUGUGAACUGUGAUGGUUGUCUGUCAGUCUUUAUCUAUGUGAUACGAAUAUUUAUGUCUUCUGAUUUCAAAGUUGAGUUCUCAGUGCCAACCUUUUGCUUUUCAUGUCCUCCCAAGAUACAAGUUUUAAAUGGAGGGGAGGGUAUUUUAACAAAACAUGGCACUGAACCUCUUGCUGAAGGGCACGUGUGAAGACUAUAUUUAUAGUGUGCUUGCAUUCCUUCUGCUUGGUUUGUAUUGUUUAUAUUUGAUAUAUUGUGGCUGGUUUGUAAUAGUGUAUUGGAACUUACUCCCUUUAAAUAAACUUUUCACUAU